UUUCUUUUCCAACGCCGGUUUUGGUGCUUGUCUAGGACUACAAAGCCCCGGAAUGACGAAUUUGGAGCUGGUCUUGGAACUGUCAACCUCGACUUCCUGGUCCAGGCACGGUCCAAGUUCAACCGGUCUACCGUCUGUCUCACAGACCACUUAUUUGCGCUAUCCUGCUUUUCAACGUCUCCCAACUCACCUUGUGGCUGAGACCAGCACGUGUCGAGGCAGAAAAUGGAACUGCGAAGAAACAUGCCUCGACCCUUGCACCAUCCAAUAGGCUAAUUUCUUGCCUGGAACUAAUCUGAAGAGCCCUUUGCUGUCUUUGGCCGCUUCUUGACACCUUCAAGCAUCCGACAGACGGUCCGACUCGUUGAUGAUGCCAACACCGAUAAAUUCGAACGAAAUUCGAGUAGGAGGAGGCCCUCUGUGCGGCGUCUGAUGGCCAGAGAAACAAGCACAGUACCAGUACAGUUUCUGGACCUGCCUCCACGGCAGACUUUGAGCCAGGAUCACUGUCUCCGCAUCAGUCCCAUGUUUGCAUUGGACCGAGAGAAGGCACAGCACACACGGGGCCAUUUAUUACCGUGUCUAGGAACUCGAACCGCAACCCAUAGAAGGCACAGACACAGGCGGCGGCAGCCAAUACAUUGGAAGUACCGCCGACUCCUCCCUCAAUGCCUCACAGCUAAGACCUGCAUGUACGACCGGGCAGGCGUGGAGAAAGUAGCUGGAAGAUGCAGAAGAAAGUGGACAAACAAAAGAGGAGGUGAAGGAGCGAGAGUAGCGGUGCGGUGCACAGGGAUGUUUCCUGUCCUCCCCUACAACCCUGAUCGUCAACUGCCGCCAAGCAAGCGCCUGUUGUGGCCGUGGCCGACGGCCGGGUCUGAACUGCGAGAACAGACUCGCGCCGGGCUAAUAACGUACGGGCAAGAGGGCCAGGACGGGCAGCAGGCUAGUCAAAGCAGCGGCGCCAUAGUAACGCAGUAAGGCGACAGCGUCCGACCACAGCACCUUGCAAUUUGGCUCUUCCUAUCUCUUUGCCUUCUUUACUGGUACUCCGGGGCUUCUAGCUCAUCCAAAUCACUAUGAUAUAUGACUUGACAAAAUCUCACCACCAUGUGCCCCCCUGCAAGCGCAAUGAGUGCAUCCAAGUGCGUUCGGUUUUUGCACCCCCCUCCCCCUUCCCCAUCCCUCUUGCACCCCCAACCCAAUUAUGUCAUGCAUCGUGACUUCAAAGUACCCUGGACCCUCUUGUAAUUUUGAUACCCGUCGUCCCCACAGGCCGGGCAUGCUCUCAUACUACCAUACCCUCCCGCGUUCGCUCACCGUAGCAUCUUCUUGUCAGUCCCGCGCUAUGGUGUUUAGGUACAGCUAAAUAUAUAGACCAUCCUUCCCGCUGUUGGAGACACAGAGGUUCGGGCUUGCUGCCUGAAUGAACGGUUCACCACCCAAACAUGCAACUCUAGGUCCAUGUCUUUCCCUUCAUGUACUGUCCUUACCACCAUUGCCUUCUGACAUUGACUUUCUGAGUUGCUUUCUUCUUCCUUUGGACUUUGACAUUUCCCCCCACAGCUAAAUCCCAUGACAACCAGAAUCAGGAUGAGUUCAUUCUCUUCCUCUUCGUCCCCCUCGUCGACGACGUCGUCAUCGUCGUCUUCGCGCAAGUCGCGCAGGACGACCAGCAUUUCAAACGUCAUGUACACCAAUGCCGUCUACUUCCCCAACGAACGGAUAUACCAGGGCGAUACGCCUGCAGCUAUGAACUAUGGCUGCAUCAACCAUGUUUACUACGCCUUUGCGAAUAUUUCGUCCGACGGGGGUGUUUUUUUGAGCGAUGAGUGGGCCGAUGCCCGCGCACCAGUUGACGGCGUGCAAGGCGGCCUGGGUUCCCUCAUGCACUUGAAGCAGAAACAUUCACACCUACAAGUCAUCCUAUCCAUUGGCGGCGGUAAUUCAAGUGCAGUGUUUCCCUCGGUGGCGGCAAACACAUUGUACAGAGACAACUUUGCCAGGUCUGCGAGGGGUCUGGUGGAUGCGUCGGGUCUGGAUGGUAUCGACAUCAUGUGGGAGUAUCCAUGCGAUUCCGAACAGGGCCACCAUUUCCUCGCCCUUCUCGCUGCGGUUCGCCUACACAUGCCCGAGAGCCAUUACCUCCUUACCGCCGCACUGCCCGCCGCGAAGGCAGUUUUGCAGUACAUCGACCUCGGACAAACGGCCGACUAUCUCGACUACCUCAACUUGAUGGCCUACGAUUUUGCCGGCCCCUGGACACACAGAAGCGGCCACCACGCCCAAUUGUAUGCGAUGAGCAAGGAUGAGAAUUCAGGUGCGUCGGGAAUACAAUAUGUGGUCUCGAAAGGCUUCCCCUCGCAAAGAAUCCUUCUCGGCAUUCCCCUAUACGGCCGCAGCUUUCUGCAUGCCGCCGGACCAGGUCAAAAGUUCAAGGGGGCGAGUACGUUUGAAUACCACGAACUCCCCCGUCGAGGAACGAAGGAAGUCGUGGACAAGAAAUCCAUUGCAGCGCAGUGUGUCGGUGCGGACGGCGGCUUCGUGACGUACGACAACCCCGAUACGGUGAAGAUGAAGGCGGCAUUCUGCAAGCAAAAGAGCUUAGGAGGGCUGUUUUACUGGAACGGACCAGCUGAUGCAAAGGACAGCUCGCGGAGCUUGAUAGCGACCGGGUUCAGAGCUCUGCACAGCUCCUGAUGGAAGUCUUGCGGGGGCAUUUGGCUUUGGACAAGCCUCAGACAUUUAACAACAGAAUGCCGACUCGAAACGGCAAAUGUCGGCCUACCGGGCCGAUGGUUAUCUACAAACGAUGGAUGCAUUUGCAAGGCGCAGGAAAGGAUCUACAACAUCUGACGAGGGCACAGCUUGGCGUUUGAUUUCGGCGACCCGCAUCACGAACUUUAGCGGUUGUUUUUUUUCCUUCUCUUACCUUCUACCCAUCCCUUUGAUUUCAUUACUAUUUUCCCUUGUAUCUUGCAUGAAACCAUGUCGGGCGGCAUGUUUGAAGGCCUAAUUUGUGGCUUUCGGGGGGAGGGGGGAUGAUUACCAAAAGUCUGGGGCAGCUGAUGAUAUCCUACAUGGGCACGAGGUAAACGAUGGGGUGGGGUGUGGCUUGACUUUUUUGCAUGGGCAUCAUUCAGAUUCAGCUGGGAUUGUCAUUACUGUUCGCGUCAUGACUCACAUCAUAGACGGGGGAAGCCCGAGGGAAUGAGUGAGUGGGAUGUGAGGGGGUUAGGUAGGAUUCUGUGUACUAUGUUAGAUUUAAUCUGAGCACU
Colletotrichum destructivum is the source of this 3278-nucleotide messenger RNA. RefSeq names its product Putative glycoside hydrolase family 18, catalytic domain, glycoside hydrolase superfamily. The record is from RefSeq and is a predicted model, not a curated record. Gene Ontology annotation, cellular component: extracellular region. Gene Ontology annotation, biological process: carbohydrate metabolic process; chitin catabolic process. Bases 1576 to 2700 code for a protein of 374 amino acids. Lineage: Eukaryota; Fungi; Ascomycota; Sordariomycetes; Glomerellales; Glomerellaceae. The transcript is spliced from 4 exons. Gene Ontology annotation, molecular function: chitin binding; chitinase activity.